Messenger RNA from Rubroshorea leprosula, 1972 nucleotides. The record is from the annotation of a GenBank genome assembly. NCBI's taxonomy places the organism in Eukaryota, Viridiplantae, Streptophyta, Magnoliopsida, Malvales, Dipterocarpaceae.
UCAAACUUUAGUUUCUCUCCUGUUUGAGUUCAUGUAUUUAAUUAUUGAUAUUUAUGGCAGUUUAGUUUCCAGGCUUGAAGGGUUUGUUUCAAACAAGGAACAGUCUUAUGAAGAUCCUAUUGAAGUAGUCACUCUUACUGAUGAAGAUGAUUCUUCUCUCAAUAGUAUGGGCUCAACAAACAUGUCCACUGAUGGAGAUGCUACUCAACUAGGAGAUCUUUUAGGGACAAAAAACUAUAGGUCACAUUCUAGUGAUUCUUGGGUUGCCUUUGUUGUUGACACUAAUAUAACAUCUUAUCUCAUGAUGGGCUCUACUUCACCAGGCUUGACAUCCCAUGCUGUAACACUUUAUGAAGCGAGAAUAGUGGGCCAUGAUAGUCUUGCAGAUCUUUGUGGAGUUCCCACCAAUGCUACAGUUGUGGAAGUUUGUGAUAAGAUAGGAAGGUUGGCUUUAAACAACAAUGCGUUUGCGUCUCUUGUUGUUGACUUUUCAUUGAUUGACAAAUUAGAACACUCUGAUACAAGUGAAGUUGGAAAAGAUGCUUAUGAGUGUAUAAAUUCGAGGAUGCCUCAAGAAGGUUCUCUUUCGGCUAAACCUGUAGCUAAAUUUGUAGGUGAUGACAUAACUUCUAAAUCUAAUCUAAAUGGCCAGAAUGAUGAGAAACUGAUACCAAGCCAGGGUUCUGACUCUGGCAAAGGAACAUUAAGAAGGAAAAAGAAAUAUCGAGUGGAUAUCCUUCGUUAUGAAAGCUUGGUUGCCUUGCCAAAAGCAACCUUAAAGCGGUUAUUCCUUCGUGACCAUGGAAUUGUGGUCUCUAUGGUUUUCCUCCCCUAUUCUUCUAUUCUUCCUAGACUAACAGGACCUAUUCAUUUUGGUCCUCCCUCUCCCUUAUCUAUGACACCAUGGAUGAAAUUGGUUCUUUAUUCAACCGUGGCUGGUGGGCCUUUAUCGGUUGUUUUAAUGAAAGGACAAUGUCUACACAUACUUCCUGCACCACUAGCUGGUUGUGAGAAAACCUUUAUAUGGACUUGGGAUAGUUCCACAAUUGAGGGCUUAGGAGGAAAGUUGGAGGGAAAUUUGGUCAAGGGAAGAAUAUUACUACGUUGUUUAAAUUCACUUCUUAAAUGCUUUGCUUUAAUUGUUCAACCCCUCAAUAGAUAUGACCUCGAUGAAUCUGGCAGAAUUGUUACAAUGGAUAUAACAUUGCCCCUAAAGAACUCUGAUGGUUCUAUCAAUCAUAUAGGAAUUGAAUUGGGUUUAUGCUUGGCAGAAUGUUCAAAACUAAACUUUUUAUUAAUUGAUUUGGCUAACAAGAUAGAGUUGUGGAUAGUUCGUUACAUUUGUGUAUUAAAACUUUUUAAAGAAAGAGAAUCAGAUCACUUUACACCUGAUGAGGAGAAGUAUGAAUGGGUUCCAUUAGGUGUGGAAUUUGGGAUGCCACUUUUCAAUUUGAAAUUAUGCAACAAUAUUGUAGUAGGGUUGUCUCAUCACAAUUACUUCAAGCAGAUUCCCUUACUUUACAUCAGGAUUCAAUGCGUGAUGUUUGCACAGAGUAUCAAGCAACAGGUCCUGCUGCAAAACUUCUUCACCAAAAAGAGCAAUCAAGGGACUUACCAUGAUAUUUUAUGAAGUAUGCUAGUAGAAGCUGGAAUCCUUUGGUUGAUCUUUUUUCUCCUAUAUUUGGAGCACUAAUUUGGCAUCAAAGGUUAAAAAUUGCCAGUGGCAACCAUUGUCCCAUUGAAGUUUUAAGCUUUGAUGGUAACAGUCUUAGGUUUGUUGAAGUAGUCUUCUUGCUUCUUACUUGUGGUGGUUUAGUUCUUAAUUUUUUCUUCUUCCUAGUGUUUUUGCUGACACACUUUUUAUUUUGUAAUGAUAUUUGUAGAUCAUAUGCUCUAAGUUCUGUAUAUGAAGCUGCAACAAGACCUAUUAACAACACGCAAAGAAUAAGUAUAAUGAAAGUUGAUCCUAAGG